Oreochromis niloticus (Nile tilapia) is the source of this 1095-nucleotide messenger RNA. RefSeq names its product urokinase plasminogen activator surface receptor. The transcript has 5 exons. Bases 358 to 1020 code for a protein of 220 amino acids. Lineage: Eukaryota; Metazoa; Chordata; Actinopteri; Cichliformes; Cichlidae. The record is from RefSeq and is a predicted model, not a curated record.
GCACUUCUAAUGACCUGCGUGUUCAUCACUGAGACAAUUUAUUUACAAAUGGAGCAAAAGAUCACUGUUACCACCCCAAAACCGGGUUAAGUCAUUUUUAAACUUUAACUUUAUUCUUCUUCAGCCAUUUGGAAACUCUAAAAAUGUGCUAAUAAAUAAAUGGAUACAUAAAGUAUAAAGCAAAGAAAGGAAAAAGAGAAACUUACAUUUCGUCAACUUUUAUCACUUCUGAAAGCAGAAGGAAGGAGUGGUUUGAAGGAGAAGAUCAACCCCUCAAGUCCCGCCCCUUCUUAUCAGGACUACUUGUAACCUGAGUAGAAACCAAACUAAAACUCAUUGGUUUCUGACCAUCACACAAUGCAUAUCCUUGCGUUGAUCCUUGGUACUGUGCUGCUUCCUGCAGCCUGUGCAUUGCAGUGUUAUGAAUGCAUACCAGGACUAUCUCUAAACUGCACUGAGACAACAAAAGAAUGUCCUUCCAAUACUCAGUGUGGUUCAUUCAGAAUAAUUUCAUAUGCAGGUGGUACAGCUCUCGCUGAUGUUAAAAUGAAAAUGUGCGCUCUGGCUGAAGAGUGCGGUGAGGCCUCAGUCAACCUUGGAGUUGCCCAAGCUGUAAUUACUAGCAAGUGUUGCACCUCUGAUCUUUGCAACACCCAAGAUGCCCCUGGUGGCACCAUACCCUCUCCAAAUGGGAAAAAGUGCUACCAAUGCGAUGGAAUCGAUUGCACCAAAACUCUAACCUGCAAUGGAAAUGAGGACCACUGCAUCUCAGUAGCAGAAGGGGAAACUACUAAAGUAAAGGGCUGCACCUCCAAGAUGAUUUGCUCAAACACACAAAUUGCGCAGAUCUCAGCAAUCAUUGGAGCAGAAAUCAGCUGCUGUCAGGGUGACCUCUGCAACAGUCCCAGCACUGCUGUAACAACAACAUCACAGCCCAGCAGUACAACUGCUAGCACUACAACAAGCCUCAUGCUGCUGCUCUUUGUGACACUGCUGAUUUCUUUGGUCUUAUUCUCUUAGCCGAUGGAAACAACAGUAUCAUAGCCCAAUUGUUCUUCUCACCUUCACAAUGCUUUCACCCAUUUAUCUCAGAGC